Messenger RNA from Acanthoscelides obtectus, 188 nucleotides. The record is from the annotation of a GenBank genome assembly. NCBI's taxonomy places the organism in Eukaryota, Metazoa, Arthropoda, Insecta, Coleoptera, Chrysomelidae.
GUAAAUGCCUACCUAUGAAGCCCCUACCAUCUUUAAGAGAUGAAGACUUCCGUGACUUCAAAAGAACUAAGAAAAACUCAACGUGGAAUUAUUUAAGCUAUCCUGACAAUCAGACUACAACUGAUAUCAGAAACGAAAAGAAUGCAUUUCCGAAAUAUGUAGUUCAAAUGAAGAAAUAUAGAAACUAA